Molecule: messenger RNA, 1343 nt
Organism: Nelumbo nucifera (sacred lotus)
Lineage: Eukaryota; Viridiplantae; Streptophyta; Magnoliopsida; Proteales; Nelumbonaceae
Product: ras-related protein RABA1f
Molecular function (GO): GTPase activity; GTP binding
Source: RefSeq, a predicted model, not a curated record
CUCGCUCCUUUUAUGAAAAAUUAUUCCAAAGCCUUUUAAAGCCCGUGCUCGCUCCAAGGACUCCUUCAACUUCCUUCGUUCCUCUCCCCUCUCCCUCUCUCUCUCUCUCCCUCUUCAUUCUUUCUCUCUCUUCAGAAAUGUUGAUGAUGGCAGCGACGAAGAGAGACACCUGUUAAAAGAGAGAUUGUAAAGCCCGUAUUUUGAUCUGUGAAAGCUCGCAUUUCUCUCUCUUUCUUUCUCUCUAUCUCUAUCGGAGAAAGGAUCCGACAGAAAAUGGCGGCAUACAGAGCCGACGACGAUUACGAUUACCUGUUCAAGGUCGUUUUGAUCGGAGAUUCAGGUGUCGGGAAAUCCAACCUCCUCUCCAGAUUCACCCGCAACGAGUUCAGCCUUGAAUCCAAAUCCACGAUUGGUGUUGAAUUUGCUACCCGGAGCAUUCACGUUGAUGAUAAGGUUGUCAAGGCGCAGAUUUGGGAUACCGCCGGACAAGAAAGAUACCGUGCAAUCACAAGUGCAUACUAUCGAGGAGCUGUUGGUGCAUUGCUUGUCUAUGAUGUCACCCGUCAUGUUACUUUUGAGAAUGUGGAGAGAUGGUUGAAAGAGCUGAGGGAUCACACAGAUUCUAAUAUUGUGAUUAUGCUUGUGGGGAACAAGGCUGAUCUACGUCACCUGCGAGCUGUUUCAACUGAAGAUGCAAAGGCCUUUGCUGAGAGAGAGAACAACUUCUUCAUGGAGACAUCUGCUUUGGAAUCUAUGAAUGUGGAGAAAGCCUUUACAGAAGUCCUCACUCAGAUAUACCGUGUUGUUAGCAGGAAGGCUCUUGACAUCGGGGAUGACCCUGCUGCCUUGCCCAAAGGGCAAACCAUCAAUGUGGGCUCAAAGGAUGAUGUCUCCGCUGUGAAGAAAGUAGGAUGUUGCUCUGCCUAACCUGAAGAAAAGAGGAGAUUUGUGCCAGACUGCCUUUGAUCUUAUGAUAUGUUGUCCCUUCUUUUUGUACGGGUGUCCAAAUUCUGUGUGGUGUUGUGCCUGCUGGAAAUUUGUCAGUAAGUUGGGCUGACACCUCAUUGAAAAGCUCUUACAGUACCAACUUAAAACUGUUUUGUAUUCAUUGAUAGGGAUAUUUAAAAAUUGUCUGAGGUUAGCAAAAACGAUUAGUCUGAAGAAAUGUAGGAGUGGGUGGUUGUCAAUUCUGUUUGCAUCCAAUGUGGACUCCGUGCUAUUCACCUAGUCACCAAUUUUUCUUUCGUCGUUGUAUUACUUUAAUUUUUAACUUCCAAAAGGUUCUUUUAUAUUCGGUUGCUUUGAAUUAUAGAUGUAUUCAGAUAACUCUUUUUUCUCUUGUA